Messenger RNA from Auanema sp. JU1783, 1371 nucleotides. The record is from the annotation of a GenBank genome assembly. Lineage: Eukaryota; Metazoa; Nematoda; Chromadorea; Rhabditida; Rhabditidae.
AUGGACACACACGAUGCUGCGGUUAUUUUUAUUUCUCAAAUUUUGUUCUUUGUAUGUGGAUGGCUUUUCUUCAUGAAACAGCUUUUCAAGAACUAUGAGGUGCAUAAUAGAGGUGUUCAACUUGCAUUUUCAAUUACUUUUUCAUUAUCUUGUACUAUGUUUGAAUUAAUAAUAUUUGAAAUUAUGGAUGUGAUGAACUCGAGGUCUCGGUUUCUUUCGUGGAAGCUAUGCUUGAGUCUGAUUCUGAUAGACCUUAUUGUAGCUUUACCUAUAUAUGUAUCAUAUUCUUUGUUGAGAAGCAUUCCCUUCAUUCGGCAUAAGGCAAUUAUGCCACUUACAUUACUUUUCUGGUUCAUAUUCAUUUACUUUUUCUGGAAAUUAGGAGAUCCUUUUCCAAUACUGAGUGCUAAACAUGGUAUCUUCACUAUUGAGCAAGCAAUUUCACGAAUUGGGGUUUUCGGUGUUACAGUAAUGGCUGUUUUAUCAGGGUUUGGUGCUGUGAAUGCUCCAUAUACAUGCAUGACCAUCUUCACCAGAAAAGUUGAUCAAUCAGCGAUUACUCAAAUGGAGAGGAAACUCACUCAAACUUUGGAAAUGAUCGCUUCAAAAAAGAGAAGAAUAGCUCAGCAUGAGAAAGAAGUUGCUCUCAGCGCUUUUUCAAGAGGGAAAGAAGAUCAGAGUUUUCUAAAUAGAAUUUGGGGAUCAGUUUCCAGUGUUACCAGUAGCCUUUCAUCGACAGACCAAAUCAAGCAACUUAACCUUGAAAUCUCUAGCUUGGAAGAGUUAAGUAGGCACUUAUUUCUUGAGCUAGUAGAGCUAAAAAACAUGGCUGAUAGAAUAGAGUACAGCAAAACAUGGAUGGGGAAAUAUUUCAAUGUGUUGGGUCACUUUUUUUCUGUUUACUGUCUAUGGAAAAUAUUUAUUUGUACAAUUAACAUUGUGUUCGAUCGAGUUGGAAAGGUCGAUCCUGUCACCAAAGGCAUUGAAAUAGGAGUUCACUGGAUGGGAAUCGAUUUAGAUGUUCGGUUUUGGUCACAACAUAUAUCUUUCACUCUGGUAGGAGUAAUUGCUGUCACGUCCAUACGUGGACUUCUAAUCACGCUAACAAAAUUCUUCUUGGCCAUUUCCAGUACAAAGUCAUCUAACAUUAUCGUUCUUCUACUUGCUCAAAUAAUGGGAAUGUACUUUGUAUCCAGCGUACUGUUAAUGAGGAUGAACAUGCCGCAUGAGUAUAGAAUUAUCAUAACUCAGGUCUUGGGAGAUCUUCAGUUUAAUUUCUAUCACAGAUGGUUUGACGUGAUAUUCUUAAUAUCAGCUCUUUCAAGUAUUAUGUUUUUGUAUCUCGCCCACAAGCAAACGCCGGUUCACUAA